Molecule: messenger RNA, 273 nt
Organism: Sphenostylis stenocarpa
Lineage: Eukaryota; Viridiplantae; Streptophyta; Magnoliopsida; Fabales; Fabaceae
Source: the annotation of a GenBank genome assembly
AUGAUCUUAGGAGAAAAAGGGUUUACAUGGCUUUAUGCAGCGGCUAUUGUUGGCCAGUCAUAUGGAAAGAUGGCAUAUGCAACAUGUCUUGUCCUCCGUCGAUCCAACGGUCAACGGCUCACCAACCUUUUUCCCCUUGAACCGCCGCCGUUGAAUCGCCGAGAUCCAACGGUCAACGGUUCUGCCGGUAGAUUGCGUAGAGAAAAGGAGAGAGGGAAGAUGAAGGUAGCGAAGUCUCGCGUGUGGCAGCCACUGAAGAAGAAGAGGAGUUGA